AUGAAAUCAGCAGUUGAUUGCUGUGUUUCUGUGUAUUACUUUUGCAUCUUUUCAUCUAUAAUUAAUAGUCCGUUUUUCAAUACGAGUAACGUUUUAUGCCUAUUGUUGCUUGCGAUUCAUAAAUCCGCUCGCCAAUCAUCGCUGAAAUUCUGUCUAGUCCAACCAGAUCGUUGUGAGUCAAAAAAGGAUUUCCUUACAGCAGCUCUAGUAACACCUUUUGGUAUAGCUGCGUCUAUAAACGGAUCUUGGUCAACGGGUAGAGCAGGCUGUGUUUGGUAUGGAUUUAUUACUUGUUGGAUGGGUUUGACCUCGAUUCUCCAAUUGACAGGUAUUGCAGCGGAACGUUAUUUCACGUUGGCACACGCAGAUUUACGAUGGGCUUAUACAUGUAAAAGAUACACUCGCUCAUAUAUUGCGUUUGCUUGGCUGGCAUCUGGUUUAGCAAGCUUUUUUCCACUUUUGGGGUGGUCCAGAUACGACGUUGAAGGAAUAGGCUUACACUGCUCCAUAAUGUGGAGUGAAACGUCACUGAAUUACGCUUCUUACAGUUCAUUUUUACUUGUUGUAUUUUUCACGGUUCCUUUAAGUAUGAUCAUUUACUUUUAUGCCAAAGUAUACUUGGUUGUACGACGAUUAUCGUGUGAAGCUAAAGCGUUAUGGGGUAACGAGGAUAUGGCUACAAGACAAAGUUACAUUGCUCAAGUUAAAGUCGCACGACAAGUCUUUAUUCUCACAGGAAUGUUUUUAUUUGCGUGGACACCAUAUGCUUUGAUGUCUUUUCUCAGUGUAACCCACGUCAUUGAACCUAACGACAAGGAUAGCGUAUUGCCCGCAACAUUUGCCAAAAUGUCUAUUGUUUAUAAUCCUCUUAUAUACUUUUUUACCUUCAAACGAUUUCGAAAAAAAUCCAUACAGUUGCUUAAACUCCAAUUUGGCUCAUCGUCAUGAAAGCAAUCUGGAAUAUUUUUGGACGACCUGUUUAUCAAGAUAAAAUAAAUAAAUAAAAUAAAAGAUAGGAGCAGCUAUUUCAAGAACUCUACGCCAUCAGGGAAAACUUGUCAACAAAAUGUGUAUACAGAAAUAGAGAGUCAUUAAAUGCUUGUAGUUAUUUUAA
Molecule: messenger RNA, 1114 nt
Organism: Xenia sp. Carnegie-2017
Lineage: Eukaryota; Metazoa; Cnidaria; Anthozoa; Malacalcyonacea; Xeniidae
Product: opsin-3-like
Exons: 4
Coding region: 1-948 (315 amino acids)
Biological process (GO): G protein-coupled receptor signaling pathway
Cellular component (GO): membrane
Molecular function (GO): G protein-coupled receptor activity
Source: RefSeq, a predicted model, not a curated record